AUGAAUAAUCGUGUCAGUAAGAGAUCACAUCAAGCGUGUGAAAACUGCAGGCGGAAAAAGACGCGGUGCCCAGGGGAGCGACCAGCGUGCUCAAUAUGCACGCGCCUCCAACAAACAUGCCAGUAUAGCAGAAGCUAUGACUUAUUGGAGAGAUCACUUGGCGAUCGGCAGGAGGACCGAUUACAACAGCUUGAAGAAAAAAUGGAAUUAAUGCUGGAAGGGUCAAUAUCCAAUCGCCAAAUUGAAAUACGUAAAUCACAUUCUCGUGGACCUCCAAGUUGCGACAAUGCAUCGGAAUCAAGCAAUAUGCAGGCAAAGCCUAUGACACAAGGGAGACCGACUGAUGAGAAAGCUCUUCAGGCUACAAAUGCAUUAUCUUUCGCAAUGCCACCCAAAGACGUUGUUACGGAGGGUAUUGCUCUUUAUUUUAAAUACUGCCACAAGCAACCUCUAUGGCUCUUUGACCCAGACGAUCUCACUGCCGAAAGCUGUCGCAGCGAGGUGAUAUUUGGCGUUCUCAGUCUCGCUCUGCGUUACUCCAACAAUCCGUUUCUAAAAGGACAGGCAGAUCAGAUGUGUCAGCAAUACGCCAAGGCCGCUCGCAGCUACGCUAUGCUGCGAAUCACCGAUGGGACUGUAAACCUUUCAACCAUACAGAGUUUCUGUUUGAUCGCAUUGGCGGAAUACACUGCCAAUGAUACCCAUCUCACUUGGCUACAUAUUGGCCUUGCUACAAAUCUCGCCAAAUGUGCCGGCAUUGAUACUGAGCUCCACGAAGGUGAAUUCAUACCAGAAGUGGAAGAGCGGCGGAGGGUGUUUUGGAGCAUCCAUCUUCUUAACCAGCAAUACGCUUCACAUAACAUGCAACUGAAUAUGCUGCGGGACAUUCACAAUCCAAAGUACAUGGCUGUCAAUGUUGACUCUCAACUGGAAAUGGGGUUAAAGCCACCUCAGACUCCUCAAGAGAGCGGUGCGUUCACAUUAAGAGGAGGCAUAUGGGCUUAUAUGGUGCAGCUAUCCACUCUUUGGAGCGAAGUGCAGUAUUACGUUUCGCAUUGCGCUAGCAGAGAUCCCACGUCGCCCUGGUUGGUGGACUCUGGCUACUCAAUUAUCGGAGCCCAUCUGAUGGACAUGGAAACCAAAUUUCCCACCUCCCAUCGAUAUGACUCGGUCAGGUUUCAGGACCAAUCAAAAGAAGAAUUACAUCGCAACCGCGAAUACUGGAGUCCCUGGCUGUACCUCCAGUUCACCUAUCACGCCGUGCACAGCGUCCUCAAUCACCCUUUCCUCUACUCGUGGCGGCCGCAACAAUCCGCUCAGUUUGCAGUGCCAAACACCUUCUGGAGAACAUCAUCAGAGUUGGCACUUAUCCACACAACAUGGACAGUUCACCUCAUUGACAUGAUUGCCGAGAAAGAAUAUCAACUUUCAGAUCCGUUUCUUGCCCAUGCAGUGGCGAUUGCUGCGACGAUCCACAUGUAUUACUGCCGUGCUACAGAUCCAGCCGUGGCAGAUUCCGCUCAACGGAAACUCGACACUUGCAUGAGAUUCUUGGGUGAGUUGGCCACCAAAUGGCCAAGGUGCCAGGCAAUACAUCAAAAGAUUCAGCGGCUCAUCCAGUCCGCAUUUGCUGUCAGUCUAUAUUCUAGUCGGCACCGUUUACCUCGGAGGACGCUAUCAAUAGAAACGGCAUUGAUGUGGGACAUCCUUUGCCAGAAGUCCACCGAGACUUCAUCCGCUCCUCCAGGGGAUGGUCUCUUUGACAUAUCGUUUCUACAGCCUCCUAGUCAGAAACACCCAGAUCAAGUGACUGUUGAGACCGAGAUAUUCCAUCAUUCUGCGGGGCCGGUAGAUACAUCCGAUGGAGGCCAAGCGCUGCCACCAUACUCAAGUACAGUACACGAUCGGUCCACUUUUGAGAACCCGGAAAAUGAGCCUUGGACUCGGAACAAUUCAGCUUCAUCUGACAAUGUCCCAAGUCAGGCACCUCCACCACGGGAUCCAUGGAUGUGGCCAGGAUCUGGAUUUCCGGGCGAUGUGUCCUUCAUGGACCUUACGCAUGACCCCUUUUUCCGAUUUCAGGAUCACGAAAAUCCGUAUCGGGGACUCUGGAAAAUUGGAAAUCUAUAAUGAUAAAGUUUUCUACUAUCUCUUGGGGUUUUGGUUCAUCUAUCCAUCGCCACAACCAUCGACAUUGGUAGUCCCUCAAAUAUACCCAUAGAAUAGUCAUGUAUGAAUUAAAGCCCUUAAAG
This is a messenger RNA of Talaromyces proteolyticus, 2252 nucleotides long. RefSeq lists its product as uncharacterized. The record is from RefSeq and is a predicted model, not a curated record. Lineage: Eukaryota; Fungi; Ascomycota; Eurotiomycetes; Eurotiales; Trichocomaceae. Gene Ontology annotation, molecular function: DNA binding; DNA-binding transcription factor activity, RNA polymerase II-specific; zinc ion binding. Gene Ontology annotation, biological process: regulation of DNA-templated transcription; DNA-templated transcription. The transcript has 6 exons. Gene Ontology annotation, cellular component: nucleus. The coding region runs from base 1 to 2130 and encodes 709 amino acids.